Molecule: messenger RNA, 2635 nt
Organism: Pseudomassariella vexata
Lineage: Eukaryota; Fungi; Ascomycota; Sordariomycetes; Amphisphaeriales; Pseudomassariaceae
Exons: 5
Coding region: 262-2298 (678 amino acids)
Biological process (GO): regulation of DNA-templated transcription; DNA-templated transcription
Cellular component (GO): nucleus
Molecular function (GO): DNA-binding transcription factor activity, RNA polymerase II-specific; zinc ion binding; DNA binding
Source: RefSeq, a predicted model, not a curated record
GGGUGACGGCCGAAAAUUACCAAUUCUCCAAAACGCCAACACAAAGAGCCAAACCACAACCCAUCGCCACCAUCAGGCUGGCGGAAGCCACAUGUUAGUAGGCCCUACCUUAUAACGAAACCAAUUCCGACAAGCAAUCUUCUUCUCUCCCGGUUCCUUGACGCCCGAUCCUCCGUCCGGCAAUCUGAUAAUACUCCGAACCUCACUUAACCAUUGGAUUUGAACAUCGCGUGACGACUUGCGGCACUCACCAGAAUAAGGAUGACACCACCGCCCAACAGACGCCGAGACAAGCCACAGCUAUCAUGUAACACAUGUCGGAGACAGAAGGUGAAAUGCGACCGUCAGCAACCUUGCUCAACAUGUGUCAACAGAGGACACAGCCAGUCGUGCACCUACCCGUCAGGCACCGUACUACAGAAUGCCCCAGAUCGUCCCAAGGAGAAUCGGCGAGGAUAUUCUCGUUCUACUGUAGAAGGCCGCAUCCAAGAAUUGGAGAAGCUAGUCGUCAACCUCAUGCAGCAGGCCUCGUCGCCUUCCAGCUAUGCUUCAGUAGACACAUCGGCAUUUCCUAGCCCAAUUGCGACUCAAAAUGAUUUCCCUAUCACGGGGAUCGCUGGUUAUGACAUCAUUACGAAGACCUCGGAGAGCAACAGCGUCAGUUCCGGAGGCAGCGACCAGUGGGCUGCCAUCCUGGACAGCAUCUCCGAGCUCAAGGGCCUCGUGAAAGAUGAUGCUGAUGCUGUCGAAGCCACCCAGUCCGUUGCCUCACAUCACGUCCCCGGCCCUCGACUUCUUUAUGGUUCGUCCAGGCCCAUCGAGAAGCCUGAGAUCUUGGCCUCGAUACCGCCGCGUCCAGUGGUCGAUAGGAUCAUUUCCAAAUACUUCAACUCGAUGGAACUCGCUCCGUAUUGCCUCCACAGUGGACAGUUCAUGCAGCAGUACCAGGAAUUUUGGAAGGACCCUGGAGCGGCUCCCAUCAUGUGGAUCGGCCUUCUAUUUGCAAUCAUGUGCGUAGUGAAGUUAGCUCAGCAAAUGGCAUCAGGCCCUGCAGGAUUGGGAAAUACACAAGCAGCCCUCGUAGAGACCUUCCGGGACUGCAUCGUACAGUGCCUGAAACUCGGUCGGUACACGCAGCCAGGCCCAUUUGUGCUCGAGACUUUAGUGAUAUAUAUCAACAUUGAGCAGCUACUAUGCGAGGAUGACGAGUUGGGAAUCUACAUGGUGCUUGGCAUCACCGUCCAAUUGGCCAUGCGCAUGGGCUACCACCGCGACGCAGCCCACGUCCCGGCUUUUCAGGGCGAGAUGCGUCGUCGUGUUUGGGCCACCAUAUAUCAGGCCGACAUUGUUAUCUCGGAACAAAUGGGCAUGCGGCGCCUGAUACGCGAGCAGCAGGUUGACAAAGUCGAGCCACGCAACCUUGUUGAUGCCGACUUUAGCAGCACAGUGGUAGAGUUGCCUCCAUCACGACCUGAGACCGAUGUCACACCCGUGCUGUUCAUUAUAGCAAAGUACCGCAUAUUAUCGGUCUGGACCACAGUCUACGACGCCGUCGCCCCAGCCGAGCUGCCCAGCUACGACGAAAUCAUGCGCAUCGACCAAAUGCUGCACGACGGCCGCAGCAGCCUGCCAACCCACUUCCAAUGGCGAUCACUGGCCGAGUCCAUCACGGACCCGCCUCACACCGUUAUGCAACGUAUCUGGUUCGAGAUAACCUUCUACCACCUCCAGAUCAUCCUGCACAGGCAGUACAUUCUGCAACACGGCCAUUCCAGGGAGGUGUCUAUAAAAGCCGCGGUCAAAGUUCUCGAGUUCCAACAUUUCAUCGACGAGGAGACGCAUCCCUUCGGCCAGCUCUGCACGGUCUGGUGGGGCUUCAAGUCCGUUAUAACAUACAGUUUUCUGCUCGGAACCAGUGUCUUGUGCACCUACCUGAAGCAAAGUCGCGGGGCUAGUGCUGGAGUUGGGCCUACUCGUGAUGGCAGACUGCCUGACGGGGUCACCGUGGACAAGGUUAAGACCCUUUUGAGGAGGUCAUUGGCCAUCUGGCGUCCCUUGAGCAGCGCCGGCUCCAAAGAAUCGCAAAAGGCGAUCGAGGCGGUGCGUAUCAUCCGCGAAACGGAGGAUGGGAAUAGUGAUAUGCAAAUUGACGCUGGCGACACAAAUUCUUCUCUGGAUCCUGUCGACCACCAUCUCGCCGAUUUUGCUCAUCUCCCUUUGGCGCUAGACCUUAUGCCACGCAAUUGCGCUUUUACGUCUUCCAUUUCUCAGCUGGUGCAGACUAAGGCGCCACAUUAGGGUGGGAUAUACGUAGUCGGCUUAAUUGGGGCAGAUAGGGCUCGUAGGGAUAAACAUAACAAUUGUAGUCACCACCAAUGGAGCCAAGCAUAAGAGUAUUUGGUGCCUAGGAAAUACUUCAAUAAGCAUAUGGAGGCAAAGCUCUCAUCUAUUUCUACAUCAACGUACACUUUUCUGGUAUCCGAAUUUUGGUCCACUGGUAUUUACGUUGCUACCUUAGGGACUUAGGAAUUCAUGACAAAGCGAGUUGACGAGCUAGGCAAGCACGUUUAUAGAAAAUGUAGUAUAAAUAGGUGCGAAAAUAGAUUACAUCUAUUUGCUACAAUAGGAAACCGGG